Messenger RNA from Acanthosepion pharaonis, 453 nucleotides. The record is from the annotation of a GenBank genome assembly. NCBI's taxonomy places the organism in Eukaryota, Metazoa, Mollusca, Cephalopoda, Sepiida, Sepiidae.
AUGAGCUCGAAUGACCUAGGCAAUUUAUUUCUAUCUAUCUAUCUAUCUAUCUAUCUAUCUAUCUAUCUAUCUAUCUAUCUAUCUAUCUAUCUAUCUAUCUUUUUCAGCCUAUUUCUAUCUAUUUAUUUAUCUUUCUUCAGUCUUUUUCUAUCUAUCUACCUAUAUCUUUUUUCAGUCUAUUUCUAUUAUCUAUCUUUUUUCAGUCUAUAUCUAUCUAUCAAUCUUUUUCAACCUCCUCCUGAUCUGGCACAGAAUCAAGGCUCCUCUCAAGAAUUCGCUGCAACAAAAUAUCAUGACUGCCUACAAUAUCUAGAAAUCAUUUUCUCUUUCUCCCAUGUCAUUGUCUGCUUGCCUACCUCUCUUGCACCCUCUCUCUCUCUCUCUUCCACGGCCCUCUGUCUGCCUGCCUCUCUCUCUCACCUAAAAGGUUCCUUAAAUAUUUGCCUUUUUUAG